CUGCUGCCUUAUGUAUAGUUUGCUUCCUUAUGGAUAUCUGCUUCCCACCCGCUUUGCCCAUCGCCGGAGCCGGAGGUAAAAGAUGGGGCCUUGUUUUUUACUGUUUUCGCCUCCCCCCUUCGGAGCCGGGCGACCCUCUCCGCUGUGGUUCCCCAAGACUUUUUUUUUUUUUGAGUCAUUCGGAGUGAGGUUUUGGGCGGGAUUGCUUAAUGUGGUAGGUGAGCCGAGUAUUACGUUCUUCGUUCUUGGCUGUUGUAGGACGGCGUGUUUGUCGUUGGGCCCUUAUUUCUUCAUUCUCGUAAUUUGAUGUACUUGACUUUCUUUCUUUCUUUUUAUUUUUCAUAGACUCAUAGUUUGAUCAAUUCGACUUUCGUUGCUUCGUGUUUUGGGAAAGUCAUCCAGCACACAUAUAUCUCUCAUAUA
This is a messenger RNA of Trichoderma harzianum CBS 226.95, 423 nucleotides long. RefSeq lists its product as hypothetical. The transcript has a single exon. NCBI's taxonomy places the organism in Eukaryota, Fungi, Ascomycota, Sordariomycetes, Hypocreales, Hypocreaceae. The record is from RefSeq and is a predicted model, not a curated record. Bases 83 to 307 code for a protein of 74 amino acids.